Molecule: messenger RNA, 1792 nt
Organism: Photinus pyralis (common eastern firefly)
Lineage: Eukaryota; Metazoa; Arthropoda; Insecta; Coleoptera; Lampyridae
Product: protein ERGIC-53
Exons: 7
Coding region: 39-1583 (514 amino acids)
Biological process (GO): Golgi organization; endoplasmic reticulum to Golgi vesicle-mediated transport; endoplasmic reticulum organization
Cellular component (GO): COPII-coated ER to Golgi transport vesicle; endoplasmic reticulum-Golgi intermediate compartment; Golgi membrane
Molecular function (GO): D-mannose binding
Source: RefSeq, a predicted model, not a curated record
GUCGGCGGCAUUUGUGAUUUUGUAGUGGUAGUGGAAAUAUGGAGAGACUAGAUGUGUAUAUUAAUUUUGUGAUUUUAGUGUAUUUAUUAGUAACUUUAACAAAUUGUAUAAAUGGAACUUUAGUACAUAAAAAAUUUGAAUAUAAAUACUCGUUUAAACCUCCAUAUUUAGCCCAGAAGGACGGAAGUGUUCCGUUUUGGGAGUACGGCGGCAAUGCAAUUGCCAGUGCUGAAAAUGUAAGGCUCGCGCCUUCGCUACGAAGUCAAAAAGGUGCGAUUUGGACAAAGUCGCCCCUAAAUUUUGAUUGGUGGGAAGUGGACAUUGUCUUUCGGGUAACGGGCCGAGGAAGAAUAGGAGCAGAUGGCUUGGCGUUUUGGUAUACACAAAGUAAGGGCUCCUACGAGGGUGACGUGUACGGAUCUUCGGAUAAAUGGGUAGGGCUUGGUGUGUUUUUCGAUUCGUUCGACAACGAUAAUAAGCAUAACAACCCGUACAUCAUGGGCAUGGUUAAUGACGGAACACGAUUAUUUGACCACCAGAACGACGGUGGUACUCAAGUGAUGGCCGGAUGUCUCAGAGAUUUCAGAAACAAACCGUUCCCGACGCGCGCGCGUGUGGAGUACUAUCAAAAUGUAUUAACCGUGUCAUUCCACAAUGGUAUUACAAAUAACGAGGGCGACUAUGAGUUAUGUUUCCGUACUGAAAAUGUUAUUCUACCCAAAGGAGGAUAUUUCGGUCUUUCUGCCGCAACAGGCGGACUCGCCGAUGAUCACGAUAUUCUCCACUUCCUCACGUCGAGUUUAUGGCCGCCGGGUCAACAUCCCACAAGUGGAACUCAAGCAUCAAGUGCCGAGCAGCAAAAGUUGACACAAGAAUACCAGGAAUAUCAACGUAAAUUAGAUCAACAAAAGGAAGAUUACAGAAAAGAGCACCCUGAUGCUAAACCGAAAGAUCCAAAUGCCGAAGAUUGGUUCGAGUCCGAUAACCAAAGAGAGUUGCGACAAAUAUUCCAGGGACAAUCGCAAAUGUACGAAGUAAUGCGCGAUCUGAACCGUAAACUGGACGAAAUAAUUGGUCGGCAAGAACGAACUCUCAGCGUUGUUUCCAUGAUGCAGUCCGGCGUUGCGGUUCCCCAAGGACAAGCGCCGCCGGUGGGACAAGUUCCGCCGCCAUCGGGCGCUGUGCCCUCACUAGGUGAAGGUAUUAGAAAGUACGAGUUUGACGCAAUGUACAACAAUGUUGUACAAGUAAUGACAUCUAUAAAUCAAAUAACGCAAUCUUUGGGAGAUCUUCAUCGGAAAACUGAAACCGUAAUGAGUAACCAAGCGAAACAGCCCACUGCACAAGUGCAAUCGGUGGGUUACGACAUGCAGUCGCUUGUUUCCGAAAUGAGGGACGGUCUUAACCAUGUUAAGCAAAACGUCGCCCAAGUUUCUCAGAAAAUGGGUGGUUCCACUACUACUUGCACAAGCUGUGUAUCACUAACGGCGGUGCUCGUCAUCACCGCCGUUCAGCUAGCAAUAUUGCUAGGAUACUCGAUAUACAGAGAUAGCAAAGAGAAUCAGGCGAAGAAGUUUUAUUGAGGAUCGGCAGUUGUAAAUGAGUGUAUAAAAAAGGGCAUAUUUGUACCGAUUUUAAAUUUAAAUUAUUAAAUAAUUUGGACUUUCGUUUUACUCAUCAUCUUUUGAUCAUCUUUCGGUUUUAAACAUUUUGAGUACAAACUACACUCGCACUAUUAUUUAGUAUGAGGAUAAGUACAUGUAGGUAGUGAAUAUAACUUUUUGUACUUGGA